UAUCAAAAUAUGACUCAUAGUUACGGUUUAAAAAAGGGUACAAGAAGUAAGUUUGCUAAACCAUUCAGAGGACAUGGAAACAUAUCAAUUAGAAAAACCCUUUAAACCUUUAAAAGAGGUAUGUCUUUGUUUAAUAAUGUUAAGGUGAUUUUGUUGAUAUUUUGGUUGAUGGUGCUUAACAUAAAGGUGUUCCAUUUUAAUAUUAUCAUGGCAGAACUGCAAGAGUAUUCAAUGUAAAUCCAAGAGGAAUCGGUGUUUCAUUAUAAAGAAGAGUUAGAGGAAGAUAUGUCGAAAAGCGUUUUCAUGUUAGAGCUGAUCAUUUGAGACCAUCUAAAUGCAGAUAAGAAUUUGUCAAGAGAGUCUAAGAUAAUGAUAAGAAAAAAACUGAAGCAAACAAGAAUAAGCAAGUUAUUUCAACAAAGCGAUAACCAGUUUAACCAAGAGGAGCAACAGUUGUUAUACCAAAAUAAACAACUUUCUAGCAUCCAAAGGCAUUUGUAGAAAUUAUUUGAUCCAAAAAAUCAGUAUAUUACAAAAAAUAAGUUAAUAACA
Messenger RNA from Paramecium sonneborni, 552 nucleotides. Lineage: Eukaryota; Ciliophora; Oligohymenophorea; Peniculida; Parameciidae. The record is from the annotation of a GenBank genome assembly.